UUGAAUUCCAGUCAAAACUUAGUAUGAAAUUUUUAGUAAUUUUAGCAUUAUUUUGCGCCAUUGUAGCGGUAAAGGCACAACUCAAUCUUGGUUUGGGCUUAGGUAUUGGGCGAGCUGGCCCACCGCCGCCGGAGUUUUUCCAAAAUGUAAUUCUCAAUGCAGAAGCGCAGAAAGUUCUCGCAACUCCCAGUUUACCCGCUGAUUUACAACAGCGUGUACAGGACACACUGAGCAAUUCUCAAUCCGGAUUAAAUAAUUGCAGUACCCUGACCACAUUGCCCUGGUUUCAAAUGCGUUGCGUCGCUUUACAACUAUCGAAGUCCAAAGCUGAAUUGAAGGCUAUAGAUGACGAAGCCAAAGCGAGGGCCCAGGCAGCUGCAACAGCGGAAGCAAGCGCACCAGCUGCCGCAGACGCAAUAAGCAUUUAAACUUUAUAAAAUUAAGUAAUACAUUAACUG
This is a messenger RNA of Bactrocera tryoni, 458 nucleotides long. RefSeq lists its product as uncharacterized. The transcript has 2 exons. The coding region runs from base 24 to 428 and encodes 134 amino acids. The record is from RefSeq and is a predicted model, not a curated record. Lineage: Eukaryota; Metazoa; Arthropoda; Insecta; Diptera; Tephritidae.